UUUCCCAUUAAAGUUUUUACUCUUUAUAAUGCAGACAGCGCACUGCAAGUAGAAGAAACCUCAUAGAACGAAUAGCAUCUUUCUUUUUUUCUUCUACAGUAUCUGCCCGGCUUGCAGUUUCUGUAGAAAUAUUAUCAAACACUGACUUGAUUAGAAGUAUGACUGGUAACGUCCAAGUCCCUGAGAACUCUCCCACAGGGUGUAGGACUAUCUGUUUAUACUCUGGUUGACAAUUUACCACUUGCUUUCACAUCUUUUCCCUAUCAUCUUCCUGGUUUUGUUCAAUAUCACAUACUGAAAGAGCAACCUCCCCCAUCUCACAAAAAGCAAACUCAUCCUUCUAUUAUAUCCCCUAAAACCUUACUUAAAAAGGGGGAUAUAAAAAUCCCUCAAAAGCACAGUAGUGCCCUGAGGAAAGAAUAUAGUGACUUGCUACAGGUAACUCUGCCCCAGGCAGACCUCCCCCUCUUUCUCUCCUUUUCGCCUUUUAAACAUGUGAUUUGAUAAAAGCUUUUGAAGAUGUAAAAAAACAUUUUGACUUUCAGGAAUAAAAUAACCAACAACACAGUAAAAUACUAAGAGGGUCUUGACCUUCCAAAGAACACUCCCAUUCUAGUUGGAACAGGGAGGAAUGUAGGAAAUGUACGUGUUCAACAUGAGAAGAGUUUCCAGGAAAGCAGGAGUUUUAUUUAUUUUUUUUUAAAACUGGCAAGUCAAAAUGAAAGUACAACUGACUUCCAGAUGAGGGUGUGGUGGUUGAAGACAAAAUGCAAUGUGUCGGAGCAAUUCAGAUCAUUUCACUGAAGCACAUCUCAAUUGCAGUACCAGCUACUUGUCUGCUGACGAAGGUUACUUUGCCAUGGGCUGGGAUAUGAACAACACAACUGAUUACUCGAUUGAGGAUGAGGAGGGUGAUCUCAACUCUGUUAUAGAUUACAAUUCAUACGAGCUUCUCUGUGAAAAAAGUGAUGUGAGAAAUUUCAGGAAAUUAUUCCUUCCUGUGUUCUAUGCAUUGGCUUUCACUGUUGGAGUAGCUGGAAAUUCAUUAGUGGUCGCAAUUUAUGUCUAUUGCAAGAAAGCGAAGACUAAGACGGAUGUGUACAUCACGCACCUAGCCAUUGCUGAUUUGCUUUUGCUCUUUACACUCCCUUUUUGGGCUGCAAAUGCAGUGCAGGGAUGGGAACUUGGAAACUCAAUGUGCAAGCUCACUUCGUCUCUGUACACCAUGAAUUUCAGCUCUAGCAUGCUGUUCCUGGCCUGUAUCAGUGUGGAUAGAUACAGGGCCACUUCUGAAACCAGAGGCCAUAGAAGAAUUGAUAAACACUGCAGUGUGACCUGCAUCUGUGUCUGGCUGUCUGCCAUUUUCCUCAGUAUCCCUGAACUGAUAUUUAAUCAAGUCAAGAAACACAAUGACAGGAAUGAAUGCCUUCCUGUAUUUCCAACGAACAUGGAAACACUCAUAAAAGCAACCAUUCAAAUCUUGGAAAUUAUCCUGGAAUUUCUGCUUCCUUUCCUGGUAAUCCUGAUCUGCUAUUCAGCUACUGCCCGAGCAAUCUUUAGAUCUGCAAAUGCUAAAAAAUCUAGACCUUUUAUUGUUCUGCUGGCAGUAGUGGCUACUUUCAUUAUUACCCAGCUACCUUACAACAUUGUUAAGGUCUGGCGAGCCAUAGAUACCAUCUACAUGUUGAUUACUGACUGUGAUGCAAGUAAAACCAUAGACGUUGCACUCCAGGUCACCAAGAGCAUAGCUUUGUUUCACACCUGCCUGAACCCUCUGCUUUAUGCCUUUCUGGGUGCCUCUUUUAAAAUGCAUAUUAUGAAACUUGCAAAAGAUUACGGAUACUGGAGAAGACGACAACAGAAUGGAAGACCUGAAGAAAUCUCUAUGAAUUAUGAAGACCAUACUGAAGAAACAAUUAGUUUCACUAUAUAGACUCUCCAUUACUUUCAUUAUCUUAUAUAACAAAGAGAAUUAUUUACUAAUUCUGGGGGUAUUGUUUCAGCAGCUGUUUCUCUGCAAGUCAAUGUUCAGAUGAAUUUCUGAACCUGCAGGCUAGCCAAGACACUACAGUGCAGUUUGAAGUGGAACAUGUUAAUCAAAAUUAAGCAUCAGGCAAGAACUAAAUACUGAAAUUCCUAGAAACAACUAGAGAUAUUUACUAAAAAACCCCCCAAAAAUCAAUAAACAAAAAACCCCCCCCAACCCCGCACAACAAAAUGCAAACACCUAACCCUCCCCGCCAAGAUUUAAAUUUAAAAGGGACACAGUACUAGGCACUUAAAUAGCUGUGUAACGAACAACCUGUCUAAACAUAAAAUUAAACCAGAAAAAAACCCCAUCAUCAAUAAAACAGCAGUACAGGAACUUUUGUACCAAAAGUUAAUAAUCUUGUGUUUCUCCAACUAUUUUGUAAAAAUUUAGAACAUUUGCCUAAUAAGUCAGUUCAUUUUUUUUCCUUAGCUAUCAUUUCAUAGAUACGUGUGCAGCUUGACAUGAAGUAUCAGUUCAUGGCUAAGAAUUGAGAGAGAAGGGGGGUGAGGCGGUAGAAAAGCCAUUCUCUAUAUGUUUCCACAUAUGUAGCACAACAACAUCCUCCACAAAAAAAACAGUAACUCUUUCUCUGUAACUACCAAAAAUGACCUUUCAGCUCUCCUUUUGUUCUCACCCUAAACUUCAACAAGCCCAGUGCCCUAUGGGAGGCACAUUCUAGAUCUUUGUAAAUGUCAUGUCAAACAUAAAUGCCAAAGUAGUGCAGUUAAAGCAUUAGCAGAAAAGUAAGAAAAAGUUAAGUUAAUCUUCAGUUACAGGGCCUGGAAUUUCUAGUCAGAAUUUGUAAAAUUAAUCAAACACUGCAAUAACUGUAAUCUGCUAAAGUAUAUCGAGAUACAAUAAAAUCAAAGAAUACAAAAAG
Grus americana (Whooping crane) is the source of this 2912-nucleotide messenger RNA. It is a transcript of the gene ACKR4, whose product is annotated as atypical chemokine receptor 4. Bases 773 to 1933 code for a protein of 386 amino acids. Gene Ontology annotation, cellular component: membrane. The record is from RefSeq and is a predicted model, not a curated record. Gene Ontology annotation, biological process: immune response; G protein-coupled receptor signaling pathway; chemotaxis. The transcript has 2 exons. NCBI's taxonomy places the organism in Eukaryota, Metazoa, Chordata, Aves, Gruiformes, Gruidae. Gene Ontology annotation, molecular function: chemokine binding; chemokine receptor activity; scavenger receptor activity.